Pygoscelis adeliae (Adelie penguin) is the source of this 624-nucleotide messenger RNA. It is a transcript of the gene SHOX, whose product is annotated as short stature homeobox. The record is from RefSeq and is a predicted model, not a curated record. The transcript has 3 exons. The coding region runs from base 25 to 624 and encodes 199 amino acids. NCBI's taxonomy places the organism in Eukaryota, Metazoa, Chordata, Aves, Sphenisciformes, Spheniscidae. Gene Ontology annotation, cellular component: nucleus. Gene Ontology annotation, molecular function: sequence-specific double-stranded DNA binding; DNA-binding transcription factor activity, RNA polymerase II-specific. Gene Ontology annotation, biological process: regulation of transcription by RNA polymerase II.
UGUGGAUAAGAGCACCGGGCAGCCAUGGAAGAACUUACGGCUUUUGUAUCCAAAUCUUUUGACCAGAAAAGCAAAGAGAGCAGCAGCGGCAGUGGCAGCAGCAACAAGAAGGAGACGAUCACGUACAGGGAAGUUUUGGAGAGUGGGUUGGCUCGCUCUAGGGAGCUUGGAAACUCUGACUCUAACCUGCAGGACAUGACCGAGAGCAGCAACCAUUGCCCGGUGCAUCUUUUCAAAGACCACGUAGAGAGCGACAAGGACAAACUGAAGGAGUUCAGCACGGGCAGGAUCCCGGCAGGGAUCUACGAGUGCAAAGAGAAGAGGGAAGAUGUGAAGUCAGAAGAUGAAGAUGGACAGACCAAGCUCAAACAAAGGAGAAGCAGAACCAAUUUCACACUAGAGCAGCUGAAUGAGCUGGAAAGACUUUUUGAUGAGACUCACUAUCCGGAUGCCUUCAUGAGGGAGGAACUAAGCCAGAGGCUGGGACUGUCUGAAGCUAGGGUUCAGGUCUUCAUCGUUUCCAAGCCCAGCUCGGGAGAGAGCAGACGGUCCGGUCGCUCAGGGGCCAGACCCCGGGGUCUGACCUGGCCCGCGCUGGCUGGCCCCGGGGUGUUUGAGGUGUGA